AUGUCUGCCGUUGUCGAACAAUUAUGUGGUAUUUUGUUCUUUUACAACAUUAUCACCAAAGACGAGGAGGUUAGGUUCUUCUGGUCAAAUCCAAGGAAUGCCAAUGGGGUCGCCUUUUUCAUUCUCUGCUAUGUCGGGCUUAUUGGUGGGCUUGCCUUUGUUAUAAAUAUUACUGACUGGACCAAUCUACUCAGUAGAUGGCUUGUUAUUGUAUUAAUGGAGUACAGGAUAUUGAGUAUUUGCCUCAAAAGUCUAAUAGGCAUAGGCAUGGCUGGCUCUCUCUGUAUAUUGAUUCUUUAUGAAGUGGAAUCUGGUGUUAAGCUUAUAAAGCCAGGCCUUUUAAUGUGUGAGAGUCAGAGAAAUUUUCCUCAAUUAGUAAUACAACUGUACCUUGCCUUCUGCUGUGUUAUGCUAAUCAGCAGUUCCCUGGUCUCUAAACCAGACGUAGCAAAAGUGUUCAAUGCGAUUGGAAACCCAAUGAUUGCAUGCAUCAUCGGAUGUCGGAUUCUGCUAAAUUUGAAAGAAGCAGGAAAGAGAGAUACGAAUGGUGGGACGCUGGACAGGGUGGGGCCAGCCAGUAAUAUACAGUUUGCGCAGCGUAGGACCUCUUCGCCGUUGCAUGCUUAG
This is a messenger RNA of Fomitiporia mediterranea MF3/22, 627 nucleotides long. RefSeq lists its product as uncharacterized. Bases 1 to 627 code for a protein of 208 amino acids. NCBI's taxonomy places the organism in Eukaryota, Fungi, Basidiomycota, Agaricomycetes, Hymenochaetales, Hymenochaetaceae. The transcript is spliced from 12 exons. The record is from RefSeq and is a predicted model, not a curated record.